AUAGACCCCGACCAUUCCACCGACGAUCUCCAGCGCCGAGUCCUCCAGAGCACCCUCGACGAGAUCUCGACCCGACAACAAGACUCGGCCGAUUGCUGCGUAAUCUGCCUCGAGGCCGUCAGCGAAGCUUGCGAGGCCCUUCCGUGCCGUCACCAUAACUUCGACUAUCUCUGUCUUCUCAGCUGGCUCGAGCAGUCGCCCAAAUGUCCCCUGUGCAAGGCGACUGUCGCCCAAGUCCGCCAUGCCCUCGACGAGCCAGUCGCCAAAGUCUACGACGUUCCUCAGCCUGCGCCUAGCCCCUCUCCGCAAAAUUCAAGAACGUACUCGUCUUCAAGGAACCACCUCCAUAGGCCUCACUGGCGACGCCCUUACCGCGACCGACCUCACAACACCACACACGAGAGCGUCUCUCGCGCAGUUACCCAGCGUCGCGAUGUAUACCGCCACAACCGCUACUCCAAACACGUGGGCUCAAACCGAGUCUCCCGAUACCGAGAGUUGACUCCCGCGCUCUUUCGUGAAGACGAGGAGCUGGUUUCACGCGCCCGGAUGUGGAUUCGCCGAGAACUACAAGUGUUUUCGUUCCUCAGCAUAGACGAAGCGCCUUCCACGACGGCCCACCCCGACACGAAUGCAAGAACCGCCCAGGUGCGGAGAAGAGCCAACAGCGCCGAGUUUCUCCUCGAGUACACCAUUGCCGUCUUAAAGUCUGUCGACAUCAUGGGGAGUGGGGGCCAGGCCGAAAAUAUGCUGGCGGAUUUCCUAGGGAGAGACAACACACGAUUAUUUCUGCAUGAGUUGCGCGCCUGGCUACGAAGCCCAUACACCAAGCUUGAAGAUUGGGAUCGGGCAGUGCAGUACGACGAUUCUGAGACCGCAAGGAGCAGCAGACCCGAGAUAGAAAGAGACGCAGCCACUGAGACAGGGUCCGUGGAGAGCGGACGUCAUGACGCACACUCCAGAGAUCGCCAGAGGAUGAAAGGAGAUUUCUACCGUCCCAGAAAUAGCCGGUCAGAGAGAGAGGGGCCUUCGUCCAGACACGAACCAUAUGGUCGGAGACGU
Ilyonectria robusta is the source of this 1062-nucleotide messenger RNA. RefSeq lists its product as uncharacterized. NCBI's taxonomy places the organism in Eukaryota, Fungi, Ascomycota, Sordariomycetes, Hypocreales, Nectriaceae. The transcript has a single exon. Gene Ontology annotation, biological process: protein polyubiquitination; protein monoubiquitination. The record is from RefSeq and is a predicted model, not a curated record. The annotation marks the transcript as partial. Gene Ontology annotation, molecular function: ubiquitin protein ligase activity.